AUGAAACUUUUUUUGGUUCUUCUCUCCGCAUUUUGCCUAGAAAAACACUUCGUAAUUUCAAGCGAAGUGAAGGUUGAACAAAAAGUGGUGCAUUCAUCCCCAUUAUUAUCGUAUCUGGAGGUUAGAUCCACCAUUGACGGUGAACACCAUCUGUACCUGAAAUUUUCGCCUCACAUAAUGCCACGACUACAGGCACUUGACCAACAGGGUCUCAGUUUCACAUUUUUCGAAAAAGAAAAUAUCAUCAGAAUCACAUGCAACGGUCCAUUGGUUUUCACACUGCCCAUUUAUAAAGUUUUGUCACGGGUCUUUUCCUAUCUCGCCAAUAUUGACAGAAGCGUACUAUUGAUUUGCCCGAUUGCCGUGAAAAAGACACGAAGCAGUACGGUGGAAAAACACGUCAUAUUUACUGGAAAUGAAUGUGCUGAUCUUCCACUGAUACCCGACUUUUCCUUUCCAUUUAAAGCAUUCAGCCUGUGUGGUAUUAUUCUUUUUUUCACCUUGAAUUUCUGUGUAACUGAGUUCUGUAAUUAAAAAUGUUAUUUUGCGC
Molecule: messenger RNA, 550 nt
Organism: Vavraia culicis subsp. floridensis
Lineage: Eukaryota; Fungi; Microsporidia; Pleistophoridae
Exons: 1
Coding region: 1-534 (177 amino acids)
Source: RefSeq, a predicted model, not a curated record